UUUAUUAUUAUUUUUAUUUUUUACAUUCAAGGGGCGGUCUUUCAAGCUGGGAAGGUAAAUAUUACCGACACUGUCCAAAACAACCAUGGCUGCCAAGCCGUUUCUUUUGAAACUCAAUUCCAGGGUUCGGGAGAUGUAAAGGUGUUCGCGACGCUCAGUCACGGAAACAGAUAUGUUAAAAUCCACGACCCAGCGUCUCUUUGGGUGAAGUCGGUGUCAACAACAGGUUUUGAAGCCUGCGUGCGAGAAGCAGGAAGUGGCUCUGGUGGGACGUCUGUUAUAAACUGGCUUGCAUUUCAAGGUUCGCAUCAAGGUAUAAACUCAGGGAUCGUGGAAUUUAAUGAAUUCACGUCACGAACACAAUGCAAGAAGAUAUCGCUGAGCAUUCAGAAUCAGGUAACUUCGCGAUGUUAUCCAAUUCAUUCAUUUAGUCUUCCAUUUUAGUUUUAAAGUCAUUACUCAUGAAAAACCCAUAACUCAACUUCAACCUUAAGGGAAAAGAUAACUAAAACGCGCGUGACUACUUCCCAUCAGUAAAAUUCCAAAAAAUAGCCUUGUUUUGUAGAUUGUUUAAAUACUAUGCCUACAAAAAUCACCAAAAAAUGUAAUGGUUAUAGUGCUCCUUGAUGAAAGUUGUUUGAUAUCUUCUUCGUGGCUCUGCGGGAACAUUUAAUGCAUAGAUAAAUGGACACAGAGAUUACGUCAGCACAGAAUUGGCCUAAAGCAGCAAUAUCAUCGUGGCAUAUCCCCUUUAACAAGAAAAGGGCUUAGCACUAUAUGAAUCGUCCGUUUUUCCUAUGUUUUGUUUGCUUUUCAAGAAUCUCCUCCUUAUUCUGGCAAAUCGCCGCAUGCAAAACCGAGUAACUCUUCAAAGCCGCAAUGAAGUCGAUACUUGAUUAUUUCGAAUUCCCCAAUCAACAAUUGUUGCGAAGCUAUAAUGGCCAUGAGCUUGUCAUAAAGUUAGUCACUGUUAAUCCGGCCCUUUUCGGGGCAACGGUCGAUAAUCAUAUUUAAGCUACUUAUGGGGUGAUUUUGCCUCUUCUUUUAGAUAAAACCUCAAGUGUUUGUAACCGUUCAACAUAAACACUCUAACCGUCCUUUUGAUUCCAUGAACAUCUGGCUCGAAGAGGUCAAAGCAGACGGCUUCGUUGUUUGCUUGAGAGAGUUUAUGAGUUUCGACGGUAUCCAUACCGGACUUACAGUGGUGAGUUUUAAAAAAUUUAGCCCAGUCUUCGACAAAAACGUUUUUCUUUGUCCUUUCUUGUUAUCAAUUAAAUAUAAAAUUAAAUCUGAUUGUAUGGAAGCUAAUUAAAAACCUGGUGGUUAGUUUGGCCUCCCCUUAUAAAUUACAUAAAAAUUAUAUUAGGACUGAAUUAUUGUAAUACCUAACCCAUAAAUGUUUUAAAACCGUGAAACUAUGAAUUAGCUUUGCAAAGACAGCCUGACGAAAAAGGUGGAGGGGUGGACUGGAAGGGAAAGAAAAAAAAAAAAAAAAAAAAAAGGGGACGCUGAUCAGGCAGCGGGGUUCUUUCAUAGAGCGGCUUUUCAGCCUUAACAAAAUAUCCCGCCUGCUGCGCAUGUGCAGGCUUUUUGAAAAGAAAGAAAGUUUUCUUGAAGUCGCGCAUAUAAACUAUCCUCGUCAAUUCCCUAAUACAUUCUGUGCCGAAACUUUAGGGUUCACUAGUGUGUUGUGAUGUCACAUGAAAGCUAUCCGUUUUUUAUUCAUUUAUUUAUCUAUUGUUUUUUAAAUCUUAUUCAGCCCGGUGGCUUUGAGGCCUUCUAAAACUUUAAUGUUGAAUAAAUUUAAAACCGUUCACCUACUUGUUGGAAUGAUGAUUACACUAUUUUGUGUAAUCUUAGUGGCGGUCUCAUGAGUGGUUAUAAAGUUCCCGAAGGGGGACUUCGAAGGCCCCUUCCCUUCCAUUUCCAAGGAAGCCCAAAAACGCCCGGUCAGAAUAGUGUUAAAUGUAGGUCAUGGUAUUUUGCUUCUUUCCUAGACUGCAGAUACGAAUUUUUCUCAGGGUUCUCACCGUCAGUUUAAGUUUUCUUAAAACCAUAAGGAAAGACGUUUAAUGCUGUGACUGUUACUUGCGUCCUUCUCCUCUAGACUGCAAAACAGUCGGUUUUUUUCUCAAAAUCAGUAAAGAAAUCGGUAAAGCGUGGCGUAAGAGUCUUACGCGCGCGAAGCGCGCGAGCCUCACACGCCCGUAGGGCGUGUGAGGCGAGAGAAAAAAAACCGACUGUCCGUUUUCCAUACAAUGAGUUCGUUCCGACCAGGGGGUUCAAAAAUGUCGUCGAGCUGUCAAAAAUCUGUUCGCAACUCCGCCCUCUUUGUGAAUUUGAUAGACUAGCAUGUUAUUAUAGCGCGUGUGGCUUCGAAUCUUGACGCUGUAAUCCAGUAAUCCUAAAGCAGUUUUUAGCGUUGCUUCUCUGUGAAAUGUAGUGUAUAUAGUGAAAUGUAGUAUAUAUAGUGGAGGAUCAAAAAUGAGUGGAAGUGGCAGUACGACAACAAAGCCUGUGCCUGCUCCUCGAAGAGGGAGAAAGCCGAAAGAGCCGAGGGCUUUGGACAAAUUGUUGUGCGGCUGUUGUUUCAAAACACAGUUCGGCAAUUUUACGAAUGGAUGGAUAAGCUGGGAAAAUGUGUUUGUUGCGCCUACCAGAAAAGGGGAAACGUUACCAAUGUGGGUGGACCUACUGAAAAACGAACUUUUCGUUGUCCUCGAGGAAGGAGAAUAUUUCUCCACAAGAGCAGUUUGCUCUCCGUGCGGAACAACGGUUAGAAAUUGCCCCGGGAAACUGCACGGCGAUGCUUUCGCAAAUUAGAGAAGAACUGAACACGCCAACUGACAAUGAACAAUUAUUGCGACUGAAAAGAAUGAGUAAAUCUCCUCAUUCCAAUCCACAUCUUGGUGAUUUAGCUCUGUAAAUUACUAUCUAGCUAUCUGUGAGAAUUUAAGGUGGCUCCGUAAUUAAUACAAGAGCAUUUAGCUGUGGCAAAUGUUCCGUCAUAACGUUUUCGAUUUUAACGCGAUGGCUGCGAAACUUUGCAAAGAACAACAGAUAUCAUUUGGAAAUAAUACGAAAUAUUCCGAUUUCAUUGAUGGUAAAUAUUUCUUGAGAAAUUAGCGCUUAAAAGGACCCUAAUGUUCAAAGAAAAUCGCGUCUAGUAAAAAAUUUUGGUGAUAUUUUUUACUGAAAUUUCUGGUAUCGGCUUUAAUUGAUAUAAUAAAUGUGCCAGAGGAAUUUCAGAAAAAUCGUUGGAGCAGAAGUCCGUAACUAAAAGUCGCUCAAAAUUCAGCUGUGAAAUUGUUUUGGAAUUUCAAAAAUAAAUUACUAUCAGGAAGAAGGAGACACCAGUUUGAAUUUUCGGGACAAGUAAAUUCAAUGUUUGCUAAUUCUGAAAUCAAAAGCCGAUUGCCUAUCGUGCUAUUCUUUAAAAGGUACUUUUCAGUUUUAGAAGCACUAUAAAUCGCUCCAAACCUUGCUAUGACGUCGAAUGACUUUUCCUCGACAUUUUAAAAUAUCCUUUGGCAGUUUUGGUUCAAACUCCUGCUACAUACAUUUUGAUGUAUUGCAAUGCAUCCUCAACGGCUUUUCUUGCUGUACGUUGUUUCCAAUUCAGGAAAAAGGUAUUGGGAUUGUAAGCUACCUUGUAUCGAAGCUCAGAUAGAACUGUCCAGCACCUUUGUUUAUGACCAGAAAAUGAGCACGAGCGGCAGCUCUGCGAGGAAUUCGCACCUCAGCCAGGGGGGACGAAUGAUAAUGAUACCCAUGUCUGUGAACCGAUCUGUAUAAACAUGUAUUGCAGAGCAAAACAUAAUAAUCAAGAAAAAAAUACCCAUUCAUUGAAGGAAGGAGUGACAAAAAUUUCAGAGUUGUAAAUUUAUUCACGGGCAGUAUUUUUGUGAUAAUUUUAUUUUGCACUGUGAUGUUAUUCGGUUCACAGGCUUGGUCAUCAUUGUCGUUCGUCCCCCCUGGGUGAGGUGCGAAUUCCUCGCAGAACUGCCGCUCGUGCUCAUUUUGUAGUCAUAAACAAAGGUGCUGGACAGUUCUAUCUGAGCUCUGAUACGAGGUAGCGUCCAAUCUCAAUACUUUUUUCCUGAGUUGGAAGCAACGAACAGCAGUAAAAGUCGUUGAAAAUGAAUUGCAAUACAUCAAAAUGUAUGCAGCAGGAGUUUGAGCCAAAACUGCAAAGGGAUAUUUUAAAAAUCUCGAAGAACAAGUCAUUCUACUUCAGAGCAAGGUUUGGAGCAAUUUAUGGUGCUUCUAAAACUAAAAAGUACCUUUUAAAGAAUAACACUAUAGGCAAUCGGCUUUUGUUUUAAGAAUUAGCAAACGUUGAAUUUACUUGUUCCGAAAAUUCAAACUGGUGGCUCCUUCUACCUGAUAGGAAUUUAUUUUUGAAAUUCCAAAACAAUUUCACAGCUGAAUUUUGAGCGACUUUUAGUUACAGACUUCUGCUCCAACGAUUUUUCUGAAAUUCCUCUGGCAUAUUUAUUAUAUCAAUUAAAGCCGAUACCAGAAAUUUCAGUAAAAAAUAUCACCAAAAUUUUUUACUAGACGCGAUUUUCUUCGAACAUUAGGGUCCUUUUAAGCGCUAAUUUCUCAAGAAAUAUUUACCAUCAAUGAAAUCGGAAAAUUUCGUAUUGUUGCCGAAUGAUAUAUGUUGUUCUUACCAAAGUUUCGCAGUCAUCGCGUUAAGAACCAAAAAGUUAUGACGGAAAAUUUGUCACAGCAAAAUGCUCUAGUAUUAAUUACGGAGCCACCUUAAAAUCCUGCCAAAAACGCUAACGAGCUGGGCCCAGCUAGCGUGACAAAACAUUGCAGGAAAAAGACACAUUCACGGACACAAAGAAAAUCGCUUCAAAUUAUUCAAAUCCAGGAGGCACUUCGGAGAAAUAAAACAACCUAAAACCCUUAAUCAGCCGCAAUGAAGAGCUUUACAUUUCUAAAGGGGCCAAGAAAGAAAAUGCUCUUGAGUCAGAGGGCAAAUCAUGCCGACCAGAGGAAAUCAAUAUGCGUGUCACGACCUCUCAGUAUGAAAUAUAUUUAAUAAGCGGCCAAAAUUCACAUUUGCUCAGUCAAAACGUUUUCCUCCAAAGCAUAAUCUACUCGACAGAGAAAACAAUUCAUUAGAACAAGCGGCAUAUUUGCGUGAGGUAAAAGUCGUGUGUUUCCUACCGAUCCCGCUUUUUUAGCCAGGCGAGUUAACAAUGACGGUCGGCCGUUGCACGGAACUUGAAGAACUCUGUGCAUGAACAAACAUCCGAUAAGUAAGGCUUUUGUCAAAUCCUGUUGGUAGAACACAGAAAACAUCCUUUCCCCUGAGUAGCAACUCCAAGGCAUCCGGGAAGGCAUCCCUCUGCUCCGUUUUUAAAACUAAUCCCAAUUCUUGCGAGUAAAUCCAGGCGAUCAACAUCCUCCGUCAUUUCACAGCGAAAUCUUUAGCAAUUCAUCACGGUAGGGAACAACGUGAAUGACUUGUUGAAAACAUUACUUGACAGCUUGGUGACAGCUUGCAUCGAAAUUUAGCCAAUGGGAAUUGCCCGUGGCUGGGAGAAGCGGGUAAUUCGAACGAAUAUAACGUAUGCAAAACGGACAGUCCGUAUUUUUAGCGUCUCUCCCCAGUCUCGCUCUCUGUUUUCAGCCUCAUUCCAGACCUUUUGUUUGACUGCUCGCGCGUACUUGAAUACGCAAAAAUACGGACUGUUUUGCAGUCUAUUCUCCUCAGAACUGGCUUGCUUAUGAUUUGCUACCUGAGGUUUGGAAUUUUACGGAGAAAGGAAGGCUUCAUUUUUCUGGACUUGGUGCACCAAAGAAAGAGAGCAAUUAUGCCUUUUGUCAGGUUGGAAAAUGUGACGUUUAUUAAUAAUACAUUCAAUUUUUAUUAACUUAACUUACAAAUCAAGCCUUUAAACCAUCGUGGUAACAAUCAACGUUUGUGUUGUGCAUUUCUCAUUUCUUUGAGGGACACUGCGGCAUCGGCGUAUUGUGCAUUUUUGAAAUAAGAGUUUAAGUCCAACAAGAGAUACGACCUUCUUGAUUAUCAAUAAUUCGUUAAAAACCUCAUGCGUUGUUCAUAAGAGUUGUGAUUUAGAUUUGUUGACCGUUACGUGGUAAGGAGGUGCAUCCACUAUUAGAUAUAUUUUAUAGACCUUGAGUUUGCCUAAUCAGUUCCUUAAUGAACUGGGACAAUAUCACUUUCUUCAAAAGGAUGAAAGCGACAAUAUACUUUCUUUAAACAGUCAGAGGGAAAAUUAUUGUGUUUGGUAAAUCCUGAUUUAUAGGAUUACAAGUUUGAGAAUCCAUUCUACGAGCCGCCCAAUAUUCUAGCGUCUGCCACCCAUGAAAAUGGCACCAGGGAACUUUCAAUGAAGGCAGAUGGUCGCUAUAGCAACGCUUUGACUGUCUGGAUUGAGGUGAGUAGCCUUGAAGAGACCUAAUAAAUUGAAACUGUUUCAGAUAUUUGCUGAUUAAAAUAGUUGCCUUCGCUAAAGAAUAACGCACUUAUAACUAAAUAGAAGUUCAAAGUGGCACUUAACACUUGACGGCAAAUUCAAGCAAUAACUUGAAUCAUCAAGCUGAUUGUCACUUCCCGUACUCAUUUUUCACCUCCGGCUGAUGAUUCUUCUUAACGGAGGCUCCGUGGGUUCAUGGUUUAAAAAAGGUCACAUCUGUAGAUUGUAAUUUGUUGAUCACGAUCCAUUCUUAUUUUUACCUCGUUCUAUGGUGAUUAUGAUUGAAAACUAACUUUCUCGGAAUGUAUUGUUAUUUUCAUGUAUUUUUAUUUUCAACUUUGUCUAGGUGGCCUCGGUUAUAGUAGUCGCACUGUAACAGAGAGCAGCGUCCAUUAUAAUAUAUAGAUUUAGCCAGGGCUGAAAGCGAAGCUCCAAUUAAUAAAUUUAUAACUUAAAUCAAACAAUAAACUUUUAAUCCACAAAUCAGUUAACUUAAGGGUACAUUCAUGUGACUUUUGAGGGACAGGCUAAGUUAUUAAUAUUUUAGAGUGAAACAUCUUACAUCGAAUUGAUAACCUUAUAUGUACACCCAAAAAAUAGCAAACUUCUUCGAUCACAUUCAAGAUCACAGUAGAUUAGGCCUCGAAAACAAAUUCUUGGAAAACAAAUCACGCCAAAUUUUUUUGCGUUCGACCGGUUUACUUUACAAAUUCUUGCCAACAAAUCUUGGGGUGUUUAAACCAACGUUUUAUAAUUUUUAUACAUCACAUUUGAGGUGAAACAGUACUAUUUAUCGUACAGACCUCGGACAGAAUGUGGUAUUUCACAAUUUUUCAAGACAAAUUGCACUCAGUCAAUAUUCAGGACGAUCAAUCGUGGGCUUUAAGCCAAACCGUUCAAAAAUUUCCAAAAUCACCCAUACGGCCAGCUGGUUCUCGUUUCUAUAGUGCGAACUGUCAGUGUGGUCGAGUGUUUGAAUGAACUUUAACAGAGUUACACUUCAACGUAAUAGCGAAUUUAUUAUUAUUUGUUUUGUUAUUUAAUGGUUUCAGUUAUAACGAUGUGUAAUCUUAUAAAGUGUUUGAUACGCGCGACAUGCAAGCCAUGGUCAGGAACGAUGAAAACAAACGGCACAGACAAGCGAUUAAAAUUGCAAGAGAGACUACUAACAAUCAAAAAAAGAGAUAUAAUUCCGUGAAACAUUUACAGAGACAACAAUUUUCAUUCACGAAGACAAGUAUUAAAAAUCCUGGGUCUUUAAGCGUAAAGCUCGGCCUGCUUCCCGGCGCGGUGUUUACUGUUUUCGAAGAUGAACACCUUGAAGCAAGAAAAUCGCUCAAAGUUUUCUUUCUACAGCCAAAUUUAUAACUAAAUAUUCUUCGGAACGUUUUCUUUCUAUUUGUGGUUAGCAAAUAUAUCUGAAGGCUUUUUAAAGUUCUGUAAGCAUGUCUCUAACCUAAAGCGAGGUCAGAUCAAGAGAGGAUAAAGGGGACAGAGAAGGCAUCCCCGUACACACCCUAUUCCAUAGGUAAUUCGUCUCGAGUUAUUUUUAGAAUCGGGAUAAAGUUACCUCGCGCGAGGCGUGGAUGUUUCGUGGAGGUUUCGCAUGACUAAACGCCGUGCAAAACAUGUCGGGCGAAAGGCAAUGAAAGCGUAAAAAGAUCGAGAGCAUUCCUGAAUAUUGAAGCGAAAUGAGUCGGCGCUCACCUGGGAAAAAGGAAUCGCUGGACUCUUUGACAACCCGUGAAAUCAGUUUAACUCGAAGUUGUCGUAGCCUCAGUGCUUUAAUAAAAUGAGAAAUUUCGCCGGUCUAUUGAAACCGGUCGUACAAUAGGGAGUUUAAGAUCCAACGACGCGGACGACAACUAGAACGUCAAAAAUAAUAGGUUUAAUUAGCAAAACAACAACUUCGCACGUGCAACACACUUUUUUGUUCAUUUCUUUCCCGUUUUUGCACGACUACGACGAGAAAAUGCCUAAUUUCGCGUUUUAUGGAGGACGUAAACAAUCAACGACGAAAUUUUAUUUCUCUUUCUGAGCGCGAAUAUGGUCCCUUGAAAUUCAGCUUUAGGAGGGUUCGCCUACAAUUGACAAAGUAAGUGGGUAGGAAUAAUCGCUAUAAAGACUGAAAAAAUUCAAAUUCACUUUUUAAGCGACGUUCUUGUCGCCGUCGCGCCGUUGGAUCUUAAAGUCCCUAAUAAGGCAAGUAGGACGCCAAGUGUUAUUUUUGUUGAAUAAUAAAAGACUAAUAAAGGAAUAAAUAUGAAACCAGAAAUUGCUCUCUUCAAACUGUAAAUUAUAAAUGAUCCUGAGAGAAUAUUCAGUGUGUUAAGGAUUUCCCUGCUGUACUGUUAGCUCUAUACAAGAGAGGAAGGGCGAUUCUUUUUAAAUUUCCGUUUCGCUGACACAGCUUUCGCAUAAAUCUCGCUGUAGUCGUUUUCGUCGACAAAAGGAAUAGCAAAAUCGCUCUCCGCGUCUUCCCCCAUUUUGUUCUGCGUCAUUUCGUGAAGGAAGCGUGGCUCUCAGCGUGGGUCAUCCACGCGGAACACAUUCGCGCUAUGUGAUUGGCUGUUGUCUGAUCCCCCUUGAGAUCUGUGGUGUUAAAAAUAACUCGAGACGAAUUACCUAUGGAAUAGGGUGUGUAUGGGGGAUGCCUUCUCUGUCCCCAUUAUCCUCUCUUGGUCAGAUCAAUGACUCAAAUCCUACAAACGUGAUAAAAUUGCCGCAUAAACUGUCAGCGUGAACUGUGCAAGACUUCAUGAAAUUAGAUUUAACGAAAACAAACAUCAAAUACAAUAAUUACUUAAACUUACCAUUCGAGAUUCAGUUUCUGAAAGCUAUCAAGGAAGGCCACAGUUGGUUGAGACUUUUAAACCCUCUUACGCAUUAAGCAAGGUGAAAAACGAAAACGAUGCCAUCCGAAAUCGAAUUACCGAAUUUUGACAAGCGACGUAUUUCUCAAUCAAAAACCCAGUAAACAAACCAGCCAUGAAUAACAGAAGACUCUUGAUAGCAGCUGUAUUUCAUUUUUUACAUCCAGAGGAAAAAGACGGUUAAAAACAUCACAAGUUGACACAAAACUCUGUCAGCUUCAGCUGUCAAAGUAAACAACUUUCAAGAUGUUGCAUAAUUUUUCCGCAUGAACUCACCUGUCAAAUUUUGACCAAUCAGAGUAUAAAAAUUGGACGUAGAGCGUGACCAACGCGUGACCAUGGUAAGAUAAAGCCUUCCCCGCCUGUACUUUUAAAAAACUGGGUGAAUUUUCGCUUCCGAGGUCAGUUUGAAAUCAAAAUCCUAAUAGUGCGGGGCCAUAGUGACAUAAACACAACAUAUUUGAUAUGAAUCCUUGGAAAAAAUAAACUUGAGCCUGCAAUCAUUUGAAACUGGUAAUUUGUCAGCGGAUAACUUCAAAAAAAAUACUGGACCUCGAUGGGUCGACACUUGAGCCUUCGGUACCGUCAGGUGAUACUGGUCAGCGGAUGCCCUGUUUUGAUAGCUGCCAAUUGAUCACAACAUUGAUGUGCAAUUAGUUUUCUCUUGGGCUCCCAAACUAGCUAAAAGUGUGAGAGUAAACAUUGGAUUUCCUGUGGUGCGGACGACCGGUCGGCGGUCGGUCGGUGUACGGUCACGUGAUUACCAAAGUUUCUGGGAUGGGUAGAUUUACUUAGCUAUAGGGCUCCGCUAUGACCGUGGAAACUGUACAUACGUUUAAACGAUUCAAAGUUGCUCUUGUCCUUAUUGCCUUAACUGGACGCCCCUGUCUGAAAGCUAACAAGUCAAUAUAAGCUUUUUAUUUAUUGGUAUAUCUGAUGUUAUUUUCCAGGAGAUCACUCGUUUGUCUUUCAAAGUGUGCAUCAAAGACAGUCAGGGAAUGAGCAAGUCUCACGAUCCAGUUACAGUGGACUAUGCUAUAGUGGGAGGUACAUUACUCUUAUAUUUGCUUAUUCCGUAAAUUCAAAGAUUUGUCUCUCAUACCGGUUCGUCCUAUUAUCAAGGCAUUUCGACGUUGGGUCAAACGUCGAAUUGAAGAAAUGAAUUCGAAUACGAAUAAAGUCAGGCAAUUGGCACUGUAAAAACCUGUGAUCAAAUCUCGAAGAAAGAAGUUAUAAAAAAAUGACGUUCAAAUAAGGACAGCAUCGUAUUGUAAAAAAAGUAACUCCCCAUUUCGUAUCUUUUUUUGCCAUCAAUUGUCUUCAGAGGAAAAACAAAGAAAAAUUUUAAAAAAUUGAAAGCAGUUGCUCUCUCAAAGGAUGUAGGACGUCAGGUCAAUUUGCUAUUCAUACAAGUGCUGAUUUUCUUGUUUUGUUUUUUUUUGCCCUAAAGAUAUAGACCCGUGCACAAACGUUACUUGCGAUUACCAUGCCAUCUGCAAAGCUUUCUCUGCAUUUGAUGCCCGUUGUGUUUGUGAUGACAACUGCCCGUCGUACGAGGAGCCAGUGUGUUCAUCCAACUCGACAACAUUUAAGAACAAGUGCUUUUGUCUGCUGGACAUUUGCAGGCGCAAGAGUAACCACACUCUCUAUCAUCCCGGUAGUUGUACAGGUAAGAGAGCGGAUUAUAAGGAUUUUUAAAACCACCUUAACCAGCGCAUACAGAGCUCUAGUGUUAUGAGAUAUGGUGCCGCUGAUGACUUACGACAUCACUCAAUUUGGCGACCGUCUUGGGUGCCAUCUUGGAAUCACCGUUUUAAGCACGUGGCAUUUUCCGUGCUUAGGUCCAAAAUAAAUCAUGAUUAAAUACUAUUUUGCUUAUUUUGGUACUGUUUUGAACGCAACAAAGUGCCAAUCAUAUAGUACCACGAUAUGAUUGUGUGAUUCUACAAUCAGCUUUUGAUUUAAUUCCUCGCAUAUAGAAAGGAUUUUACACGUUUUUUUUUUCUCAUCCUCAUCAGGUAUUUGUAGGAUGCAUCUUUAUUUGUCUUUAUGUUAACUUUAUUGCUGUUGUUGUUUGUUUGUUUGUUUUUUCUUAUCGCUUUCAGCUCUAAUUAGCUUUGUUUUUCUUCUAUGUUAUAUCUUCUUUUUCUUGUUGUUCCUCGACAGGUUUUCCUGUUCAGACUGGGCGAGUUUCACUGAAAAGACAUGUACAGUGGGCAGAGACGGCCUGUGAACUAGUGAAAUUCCCACCGUUUUCAUUCUAUCCAGACAAAGAAGUGCACGUACAGAUAACGACCAAUCACUGGAACAUAAGCAAGAAAAAUUUUAUUCAUGAUGCUACUGUGUCCUGGGUGGAAACUGUUAACUUCGAGAAUUUUGAGGUGAAUAUUUUAAUAGGAAGUUUUCAAUUCAAAUACGUGUAUUACUUCAAGUAGUAAUUAGUGACCUUCUGCUCAUUUGUCUUACAUCUCCAAGAGCUCUUGUUUACCUGUCAUAUUUCUGGCCAGUAAAAUACUAUUUGAACAUAUUUUAUUUUCACAACGAGUUAACAGCGAAGAUUUCGUGUUUUGCGCGCACAGAGGAGCACUAUGGGUAAGAAAAAUUGGUUAUCUAUACAUCCAAGAAAUUUUGAUUCCUUACAAAAUCGUGCGUACUUACGUAGGACGGCGUCCUCAUGUUAACGAAUGUGAAAUGUCUUACUAGCUGUAAAUCCAAAACAUAUACAAAUUCUGUUUAACUCGAUUUUAGACAUCCAUGUCAUAAUCAAUUGAAAGCUGUCAAAGUAGGGCAUCCCCAGACCAGUGUCACACGACCUUAUUGCUUGCUCAGGUGUGUUACUUAUUGAGGUGACGGUUUUUUUAAGUUCUCAGCUGACCAGUUAUAGAAUCAAGUGAUCGCAGGCUUGGAAAAAGUUUUUUCAGCAAGUCAGUUACCACGAGAGCUCCGCUUUUGACCUUGGCUAAAUCUAUAUAUUACCUUACCAUAAUAUAUAGAUUUAGCCAGGGCUAAAAGCGAAGCCCCCAUUAAUAAAUUUGUAAUCUAAAUCAAACAAUAAACUUGUAUUCCACAAAUCAGUUCACUUUAGAGCACAUUCAUGUGACUUUUGUUUUGAGGGAUUAAGGCUAAGUGAUUUGAGAGAAAAAUAAUUUGCUAACAGUCCAAGAGUGCACCAAAUCUUACAUCGAGUUGAUGGCCUUUAUAUGUACACCCAAAAAAUAGCAAUCAUCUUCGAUCACAUUUAACGGCCACAAUGGCUCUUGAUCACAGUAGAUUAGGCGUGGAAAACAAAUACUUGGAUAGCAAAUCCGGCAGAAUUUUUUCCGUUUGACAAGUUUGCUUUACAAAAUCUUGCUACCAAAUCUGGGGGCGUGUAAACCAACCUUUUAUACUUUUUAUACAUCACAUCUGACAGUCUGAGGUGAAACAGUGCUAUGACGCGAUGUUUUUAAUUUAUCAUACAGACCUCAGACAAAAUGCAGUAUUUCACAAUUUUCAAAUAUAAAUUGCACUCAUUCAGUAUUCAGGACGAUCGAAGCACGCGUGGGCUUUUAGCAGGGGCACCCAACGAGAAUAUAGUUCAAAACCACUUAAACAUAGCAUUAUUAAAUGUAUUUUAGUAAUUAAACGGUAGACAUAGGCAUAUUUUUAUCCCCUAAAAAUUUUUCAUCUGUUCGGAUUUCCUAGCUGAAAGUCUAGUGAUCCGAAAAUUAUAGGGAUCAAAACUUACCUCGUCGAAAAUUUUAGCCAGAACAUAGGCUCCCGAAAAUUCUAGGUGAACUUUUUAGGGUAAAAAUUAGUUAAUUAUGGGCAAGUAUACCAUUUUUUAUUUGUUCGAAAAUCCUAGGAGAGGCAUGGAAGCAAGAAAUUUUACAACAAAUGUUCCGAAAAUUCUAGAUCUCAAAUCGUCUUCCGAACAGAUAUUUUUCCGAAAAUUGUCGUUGGGUUCCCCUGUUUUAGCGAAACCGCUAAAAAAAUUUCCAAAAUCACCUAUAUAACGGCCAGCCAGUUGCAAGCUGUGGAGUGUUUGAAUGAACAUUAAUAGAGUUACACUUCAACAUAAUAAACAAUUUAUUGUCUUUAUUUUUUUUAUGUAAUGGUUUUAUAACGAUGUGUAAACUUAAAAAGCGUUUGAUACGCGCGACGUUUUGAGUACUCCUGCAUGCGAUGUUCAUGAGCGACUGAAAACAUUAACGGCAAAUUGCAAGAGAGACUACUAAGAAUCAAUAAAAGAAAUAUAAUUCGGUGAAACAUUUACAGAGACAACAAUUUUCAUUCACGAAGACAAUUAAGUAUUAAAGUGUCUCUAAGAAUCCUGAGUCUUUAUGCUUAAAGCUUAAGUUUAUGUUUUAAGCCGGCUUCCCGGUGUUUGUUGUUUUCAAAGAUGAACUGGAGGAGAGAAAAUUGGCUUUCUUUCUACGGCCAAAAUAAAAACGCAACGUUUAUUUCUUUCUAUUUUCGGUGAAAAAAAAUCGACUUAAGACUUUUUAAAGUUCUCCAAGCUUAAAUCAGACCUCAUACUAUAGGUCAGAUCAUUAUCUCAAAUCUUAAUUCAGACAUGCAUAAACUAGCCUCAUAAACUGCGCUCAGCUUCAUGAAAUUAGAUAUAUUAAUAAAACAAACACAAAUACAAUAAUUACUCAGGCUUACCAUUCGAGAUGCAGCUCCUGGAAGCUAUCAAGUAUGGCCAGAAUCGCUUCAAACUUUUCAAUCAAGCAGGGUGAAAAACGAAAACGAAUCGAUGCCAUGGAAAUCGGAUUUCCGACUUUGACAGGCGAUGUAUUUGUUAACCAAAAACCUAAUAAACAAACUAGCCAUGAAUAACAGAAGAAUCUUGAUAGCAGCUGAAUUUCAUUUCGUACAUCCAGUAGAAAAAGAGAGUUAAAAACAUCACAAGUUGACACAAAACUCUGUCAGCUUCAGCUGUCAGAGUAAACAAGUUUCAAGAUGCUGCAUAAAUUUUCCGCAUAAACUCACCUGUCAAAUUUUGAUCAAUCAGAGCAUAAAAAUUGGACGUAGAGCGUGACCAACGCGUUCACGGACGACUGAAAACAACAACUGGCAGAACGAUCAUGUAAGAACGAGAUCCUGACAAACAAUCAAGACAAGAAAUUUACAAAACUGUAAUACAAAGAAACAUUUCAAGGUCAACAAUUUUUAUUCCCGAAGACGUGUUUUGAGAGUAAAGUGUCUCUGAAAAUCCUGAGUCACGAAUAGAUUUAAAUUAAGCCUUAAGUUUUAAGCCGCCUUCGCCGUGUUUGCUAUUUUGCAAGAUGAACUCCAGGCAAGAAUAUCGCUCAAAGUUUUCUUUUUACAAACAAUAGGAUAACUAAACUAUUUUUCAGAACUUUUUCUUCGAGUCGCGGUCAGAAAAUGUCUACAGACUUUUAAAGUUCAACUUCCUUACUAGGUCAGAUAAAUUGAUUCAAACCUUACAAAUGUGCGUAAAAUGAAGGCAUAAACAUGAAAAAAGAAAACACAUAAAAUGCGAUAAAAUUACUCAAGCUUACCGGUCGAGGUGCAGCACGGAAACCCAUCAAGUAAGGCCAGAAUCGCUUAAGACUUUUCGCAUAGUCCAGCAAGGCGAACUAAGCUUACAAAGAGUAGCUUAUUUUUGAAAACGAUGAUUCUCGAUUUCUUUUUGUCGUGCGGCGCAUUUCUCAACCACAACCCAAUAAACAAGCCAGCCAAGAAUAACAAAAGAAUGUUGAUAGCUGCUGUAUUUCAUUUUGUAGAUCCAGUGCAAAAAGACAUGUAAAAACAUCACAAGAUGACGCAAAACUCUGUCAGCUUCAGCUAUCAGUGAACAAGUCGCACAUGCUGCAUAAAUUUUCCACUUGAAUCCUCUUCGCUAGCGCGCCUGUUAAUUCUUACUCUAUGCUUUUCUCUUCUUUCUCUUUCCCGUCGCUCUUCACUUACAAGCAAAUAGUUUGAAUUCAAUCUGCUAUUGUUUGUUGCCAUAACAAUUUUUUCGAAACAGUUCACUAGAAACUGAGCACUACGGUCACAAAAUCUUUAUGCAAUGAAGUAGUUGAAGUAAACAUGUUUUUGAACGCGACGACAGCCACGCCAAUUCUUGCGCGAUUUCCCGCCAAGAAAACGGUGGGUUGCACAAAUGCUUCGCGCGAUUUAUAACAUACUCCUCCCUCGGACGGGCUGACACCUGAUUCCCUUCCCUCCCCCGCAAAGAGUGUACGGGCGUACGCUACGUCAUAACCAAAUUUUCUCGGAUGGAUGGUUUACCAAAUUUUCUUACCCAUCGUGCUCCGCUGGCGCGCUUCGCGCGCCGGAGCUCCGCUAUAAAAUAAACAUUACCCAUUACAUUUAAUCUUUAGGUGUGCGUGACUGCAGCAGGAAGAAAUGAUCGCUUUAUCAAAGAAUUUGCCACGGUGGACUGGAUGGCCUACCAAGGAGCACCUGAUGGAGGUGUGGCGGAUAAAACGCGCAUUCCAGAAUGGUGGACUGGAUCACAGUGCUCAAAAGUCAGCCUUCCUCAGGCAAUAACACUUUAUUGUUACCUCUCAGCUGCAGCUUGUUUCGUUGCAUAAACCAGAAAGAAUAAUGACCUUUAGUUAAGUUUUUCAAUAAGGCGAACAUUUGCUAUGCUGAUGUUGUAAGUACCAAACACUCCAUUGUUAUCCAAUCAAAGAUAUCGUACUUGGACUUAGAGACAUGAGCUGCAAAGAGGCAGCCCAGUUCUGUCCGCGAAAUUCUUUCUGACUCAUAGGCCAUUUUUAAACCUUGUUUUUUUAAUCAAAUUUUACACUUUUUGUCAGAAUGGGGAGAUAUUCUUUAAAAAAAGCAUUAUUUAAUACAAAAAAUAGGGGAAAGAAAUUUGUACGGUCUAGGGCUAAAUUUGACAGUCGCGUUCAGACACUUGACCACGAUCCGAUGUCCUAUGAGCGUCCCCAUCAUGUGAAAUUUUUAGUUAUUUCAAAUUUCACACAUGCCAUUUUCCCAAUCAUCUUUGCUGUGAAUACUUGAUAACCAAUUAAACUUUCUUACUGUACAUGUUAUGAAUUUUUUUUUUUUAACAGGGAAAAUUUGCGUCUACACCAACGGUCUUGGUUACAGCAGAACAUAUGAGUGCAGACUUUAAGCACGAUGCCGCAAGUUUGUGGGUAGAAAACGCAACCAGUUCCUCCUUUUACAUUUGUCUUCGAGAACUACAGAAUUAUGAUGGUCUACAUGAAGAUAUCUUUGUGGUAUAUAUUUUCUCCUUUAUAAAUAUAUCUGUCUGGAGUUUGCUAAAACGUGGCUAAAGAAAUUUCAAGUACAUUUUAUCAGUUUGAUAUCUGAGUCAAAUGGAAAGCAGUUAAAAGUUACUAGCUGACAACUUUAUUGCUGGCAACAGACGGUAAAUUUCUCUCUCAGAAGUAACAGGAUUUUGGGAUAAAAUAAACAACAUUUGAAAAGUCCAGAAAUUAUAACCUUUUAGUCAGCCAAACCUUGAGGCUCAUAGUUAAGUGUCUGCCGAAAACAGAUUAAGAAGCCACAAUCUUUGAGCACAGAAUAGGCUUUCUAAGCCAAAAUCAUCUAAACUAACUCUCACAAAGCGUUUUUAUGCUUGGCACAAAGUAAUCUGUUAACGCGAGCUCAACCACAUACCUGAGUUUUGUCUGUCAACACCUUCGGUAAAUCACACAAUAAAAUCACUUUCGAUCCAACACUUCCAACCACUCAUAAUAUUUCCACAUUUAACACGCGCGAAUCAUCGUCAAAUUACUUGGAGCAAUAAAAGCCCGGUCUGAAUAGGAUCAAUCAUAAAAUACGUUAAAUGAGAUCUCACAAGUAUUGUGGAUACAACUUACAAAUCGUUUUUCGGGAACAUAGCAUAAUUAUUUCCACACGGGAUUUACGUAUGAGAUAGCAUAUCCAUUUUUGAUUGCUAUCCCUCUCUUUAGAGUUGGAUGGCCUUUGAAAAAAUACACAGGCCCCUUUUCGCUGAGAGCAAACACGUGGAUUUUCCAAACAACGAUUCCGUUUCCACAAGCUACAAUGGUGCAUUUUGCAAGGUAAGAAGAACUUUACUUUUAAGCAGAAGAAGGCCCUGUAACUAUUUAGAUGGAACAGCAGAGAAAAACUGCUAUAUAUCAACCCCCCCGGGGGUACUCCCUUAUAUAAGCUAUAUAAGUAUGUGCCGCUCCAUCGGGUAGGGUUUUUGCGCCGUUUUGGUCUGACCACGGGUAUACACUUUGCCCAUUUUGGUCUGGAAUGAGGCCAUGAAAGGAACUUGUUUUUUGACAGUUCAUCAAAGCCGUCGGAAAAAAAUCUUCAACAAAGAAGUGUUUUUGGUACUCAAAUAUUACCUGUUCCUUCGAGUCGGCGCAGAUAAAUUCCAGCCACCAAUUAUAUGACCAUGCAUUGAUGAAAAUGGAUGGUGUUUCAAAGUUUAUACCAACAGCCUUCUUUUUGUGUCCUUAGGACGUCCCAUUUGCAAAGAAUUACGACAAAGAACCCAUAGUAUUAAUAGCAGCCGGUCACAACUCAGAAGGCAACAAUUUGAAGCCAAUAUACAUGUCCGUGACCCCAUGGAUUGAGGUAUUCUCAAAUUAUUUAACUAAUAUACAACACACUUUAAUCAAAAUAAGUAACAUCAAGCUGAUAACCCCGUAGCAAAUGCGCAUAUGAGCUAAAUUACACCAAGGUCUGUUCAUGCAGUCUCUUUAUCGGCCAUAGUCGCGCAGCGAAACAAUCCAUCUAUUUAUCCAUCUGUUAUUCACGGUCAGUUUCCCAAGUUCUUUUUUUUUGUUGUUGUUUAGAUAGGAAUUCAAAAUGACUCAGUUACAGGUGUUUAAGCGAACGUCUCUAAACGUUGAGCUAUUAGCGUUUGUUCUUGUAAUCGAAAUAUAUGACGCUAGAUGAUUUGUUUAUUAUUUUACAGCACAUCAAGACCAGCGAAUUCCGCAUUUGUCUCAAGGAGUUGUUCGCUGACCAGCAUGAUCCUGUGACUGUGUCCUAUACAGUACUAGCAGGUAUGUUAGUAAAUGAUAAAAAAAAAAUUUCUUUGCAAAGACCUUCUCAUGCCCAGCAAGCUUUGGUAGAUGUCAAGUAAACUUAGAGACUCCUUGUUUGAUAUCUCCUUCAAGUAAUCACCAGUAAAUGUAUUUUCUUAGUUCCUACUUACUACAAGCAUUUGUUUCUAUUUCCAAAAACUUCUCGGUCAGCUAAGGCCUAAGCCAAACGUCGAAGUUUUCAUGGAACGAACCAAUUAAACUCUAAUUUGAGUCGACCUAACUUAAGUUAACUUUAUAGGACGCGUGGAACCAAUCAACUGAAUCAGAUCAGUAAUAAAAUUAUUAUUUAUUAUUAUAUUAUAUACAUUUAUAUCGAACAAUUUUUUUAAAAUUUAUUAGUUUAGUUCCUCAAAUGUGAAGAUCGACGUUUGUCCCUUAGACGAUCUUCGGACGCUCUGUCCGUCUGAACGUGUUGGACGAUCCAAACUCAUUCAGACGAACUUAACUGAGCCAGGCGUCGCUAACAACGUUUCAUGAACUUAAUUCACUAAGUUUAGUUCGUCUCAUGAAAAGUUCGACGUUUGGCCUAGGCCUUUUUUUCUCUUUGUUGCGCACUAUUUACUUCACACAAAAUGUUUUGUAAUAUUGCAGAUGUAUGUAAACCGGGCUGGUCAUAUUUUAAUGGUAUUUGUUACUCGACAAGCCAUUCAUGCAAAAAUUGGACUGAAGCUGAGAAAACCUGCCAAGCAUAUAGCGGCAACCUCAUCACUGUGCGGAAUCAAGAAGAAAACGUUUAUAUUCAGCAUCGGCUGAAUGGUGCCAAGGGCUGGAUUGGGCUAAACGAUAGGGUAAUUGAGGGUACUUUCGACUGGGCAGAUAAUCAAACCAGUAACUUUUCAUAUUGGGCGAAGAACCAACCAAACAACUUCAACAAUGAAGAUUGCGUUCACACUUUGGGAGUCAGACAUAGUUUUAUGUGGAAUGAUGUAAGCUGUGGUACUUGCCAUAACUAUACCUGUUCAGAAGGUUUGUGGGUGACUUACUUUUUUUAUACACCAACAGGCGUUACCAUUAUAAUUAUCAUUAUUAUUAUUAUUCAUUACUUCCUAUUCAAAAGCAAUUUAAUUCCUGUUUUCCCCAAGCCUGUUUCAGAAAGAGAUUAUAAAACUACUUCCUCAUGAAAGGGUUUGCUCUUGACCUAAGUUUGCAAGUGUGGGUUUUUGGAAAUCGAAAAUGGUCUAUUUUAACGUUUCCAGGCGUUAAGAGUUAUUUUUAUUUAUUUCAUUUGUAUUUUCUUUCUUUCUUAUUGCCAGAGAAUAUCCUAGUUGACUUUAACCAAUUUACUCCUCGAUAACCAAUAGGCCAUUUGCACGAUGACGUCAUUUUACUACCACUACCAGAAUCCUUCAGGUAUUGCUUUCUUAUGCAAAUUACAGCUUUUGUUAUUUAAACCUCACUGGGAUUAGCAAAUUUAAAUAUGAAAGAAAAAACGAAAUGAAUUCUGGUCCUAGUAGUAAAAAGGCGUCGUCGUGCAAAUGGCCCAUUUCUCUGGCUUCUUAGCUGAGAAAAAGUUUGAGUUUACUGUAAAUCUGUUUGUUGCAGAAAUAGUAUAAAUUAAAGGAUUAGUCUACAAAGAAAAAUAUGCACUACUUGUGCGAAAAAGAUAAUUAUACGUCACAAAAAGGAUCCAUAAGCUGGCGCUUUUAGCACUGCAUUACGCCUUCAUACACAACAGAUUUCGUGCUGAGUGACUCAUAUGAGCAACGAUCUUAAAUUUGAUUCUUUUGUUAAAAAAGUUGAUUGACAAUAGAUCGUUUCAUUAUUUGUUUUGCAGGUUGAUUGACUGAACGAUUGUUUUAUAUUCGUUUUUGAAAUUAGAUUUUGAUGAAUGUGGAGGAAACAGUAACCAUUGUCAUCAGAACGCCAUCUGCACAAACACUAUUGGUUCUUAUAGCUGCCGGUGCUCGGUAGGAUAUGUCGGUGAUGGCUUGCUUUGCAGAGGUAUUAUGUUCGAAUCCCCAAGUUGUAGUUUUUCGUUUAAUUCAUGAAGCAUAAUUUUCAAAGAACCUCAUACAAUGGUAAAGAGACAUCUUUUGUGAGUUUAAGGCUUGCUUGGGGCGAAUUUAAAAGGUACAAUAAGCAUGCUUUUACCGUAAAAUUGCGUCAAAAUUUAUUUUUCAACUAAUUCUUUUAGAGGGGUUUAAAUACGGAGCAACGUAUUAUAAUAGUAAAAUAAGCGUUUAAAUAUUGGCUGGUAUAAAUGAACAACACUGAGCAAUAAAGUGUAUUAACUAUCGUAAUUUUAUAGUUCAUAGGCAUACAGACCAUAGUUGUGAAUACAGCCCAAAAAGGGAACUAAAGUAGAUACGGUUGUUGAUUUCUCUGCAAUUUCAAAAUCUAAGCUCUCAUAGACUGCGUAGUUUUCCGCUCUGGUUACGACUUUCUCAACAAACCCGAGCGGGGACGUUUGUUAGAUCUUGUUAGGCAGGCUAAAGCUUUCGGGGAUUCAUAUUGAGAGUCUUUCUUGUAUGUUGAUGGGGCUGAUAUGCCAGAAGCUUCAAACCGUUCUACGGUACUUUGAAUUCCUUGAAACCUUGGUAAAGACUUUUUUUUUUUACUCCAGAUAUCGACGAAUGUUCCUCAGGUCACCAGUGUGACAGCAGUGCGACAUGUUAUAAUACUGAUGGAUCCUACACGUGCACAUGUAACAGCGGUUUCACGGGGGAUGGACGAACCUGUCGAGGUAUAAACCUUUGAACAAAUACUGAAUACUAUAAACGACAGCUCCGUAAAGCAUUUCGAUAAAUUAGGUUGGCUGCCAGUAGGUGACAUCAUGCGUACAAGAAAACUUCUUAUUCUACACAAAGUGAGUCAAGAUCAUCGUCCUGAUUAUUUUACUUCCUGUUUCAAACAUGUCCGUUCUUCACAUGAUCAUAGUACUAGAUCCGCCCCUCAUAAUACAGUUGUUCUGCCACCACUCUGUUAAAGAAACCCAGGACUUAGUAUAGGAAGUUCGCAAGUGCCUGUCGUUUAUAGAAUAAGUUAGGUCAAUCGUAUAUAAUUUCCCACGCAAUGUUCAGAAAAGCUGUACAGGAUAAGUUUACCAAUUGAGACAAUGAACGCCUCGUUAGCACAUUUUAAGGUUUUCAGCUCUUUUUAGACAUUUAUAGAAGUUGUAGAAUUUUUAUUUUUAUUUUUUCAUAACUAAUACCUCUUGUGUGGAGGGGAAUUAUGAAAACAAUCCAGUAAACGGUAUCGUUUCCACCCUCGUUGUUCUUCUUGCUCUUCUUCUUCUUCUAGCCUCGGCUCCUUUGGCCACUGUGCACAUCCACUCUCGAUUUUUCAUUUAUUAAUAUUUGAACACUUAUAGCACAUUUCUGUAAGAAAAUUAUAUAUUCUGUAUGUGUAAGAUUCAUUCAUCUGAACGGUGCAAAUAAAGUUGAAGUUGAAGCUCUUCUUCCUCUUCUUCUACUGAUGUCGUUUAAGAAACAAAAAGCAAACUGCGGUGAUAAACAUAAGGAAAUACGAACGGAAGAAAAAAGACUUUAACUUGACGUUUCGUAUGUUCCAAACACACAUCUUCAGCGGGCUAAACUGAACCCGAAGGGUUGUCAUGAGUAAAAUCAUUUUCUUGGCCGAGCCCUCUACUUACUUGCAGAUCUGAAUUCGCCUCUGCUUACAUGCACAGAAUUGAAAGCCAUCUCUUCUCAACGGUCUACUACUAUUCUUUUUAGGUCUUGAAAAGUUUACUCCUAUGACUAUGACAUUCGUAGACAAAAAAGAAGGUCCAGCUUGAAAUAAAUAAAGGUCUUGUUAUCUUCCAGAUGUUGAUGAAUGCUCGCUCAACACCCAUGACUGUCACUCCCAUGCAAUUUGCACUAACACAGAAGGGUCAUUUACUUGCAAGUGCGACGUGAAUGCGCAUUACAUUGGUGACGGGAAAACAUGCACUCCUCAUCGUAAGCCGAAUUAUAUGUUUUACUUCAUUUUGUUCUCUUCGUUUUACCACCCUGACAAUUGUUAACUUCUAUUUUGUGGGAAAAAGUAUCCACCAAUAUUGAUGUCGCCAAAGAGCAACCCCUCGCCUGACUGUCGAUCAUCUUGAUUAUGCUCUUGUCCAAGAAUAUACUCUUAAUGACAUUUCAAAUGUACCGAAAGCGAGAUUUGCUCGUUUAUUAUUAUUUCGACGGCUUCUGACUUUCUUGGGUACUUUAAUUUUGAGUGUAUUUUAGGCUAACCCCGCCGAUAUUUUGAAUUAGUCAAGUGUUUUUUUUUAGGUAUAGCAAAUACUGGAGUUGUUGUCAGUUUCCGCAAAACAGCAUCUUUUAAAAGGAUGAAUUUCUGAUUUACUUUCUUUUUACCAGGUGGCCUCGAUGACUCCGUUAUUUUAGCAAAUGAUGCCAGCAAGAUAUCGCAGUUAAAUACCUGGCUUCUUCCGCACUUACAAAGUCGAGACAGAAGUUAUUGGAAACUGUGUUAUAGGGCCUCCAAUCAUGGCUGGAGAUCACAGACCUUUCACAGCUAUUGCGAUAACAAAGGUCCCACUGUAACGAUUGUUAGGGUUGGGAUCUAUAUUUUUGGAGGCUACAACGACAAUUCAUGGCAAUGUAAGUCCGUGAGAUAGCUAACUAAGAUACCUACCAGGAAGGCUUCGACUGGUUGAAUUGAAUUAAAGAUGAGAGGUCUUUGGCCCCAAAUGUGAAAGAAAGAAGAGAUGUAGCCUUUACAGUUUUCGCCAGUAGUUCAAAACAACUCUAGUCUUAGAUAGAUUUUUAUUAAUCACUCGCGAUAUUUUGUAGUAAUUUUGAAAACGUCGGCGUAUGAGGUGUUAAGAUUAAAUACUCGCAAGACAAUCUUACCUCGGGUCUACUGUGUCGCACCAUCUAAUAGUCGUCGCACUUUUUAUACUUGUCGCACUUUGUAAUAAAAUUGUCGCACUUUGGGAUAGCUGUCGCACUAUGUAAUAACACUUGUCGCAGUUUGUCAACUUAAAAUGGAUGCUCGGAGGACAAGUAAACCCAGUAAUAAAUAUCAUCAUUGACAAAAAUAACAACAAUAACAACAAUGAUAAUAGUAACACUUCACUAAACUGUUUUUAGCACCAGUUUCUCAAGUGGGGGUGGAGGAAAGUGUUCACAUCAACUGCGGCCUUCCGGCUUAAAGAUCUUUCUAGGGAAGUACACCGGCAACUCUUUAUAUGCGGACGACCUCGAGACCGUGAGAUAGUGUCCAUAACUGAAAAGGUCCGUAAUAAUGGGAGUUUGUAUUGGAAUUUAGCCGCUAUCCGUAUUAUCGGGUUGUCCAUAAAAGUAAGGUGUCCUUCAGGCGAACGGUGAUUGUAUAUUAAUCAAAUUAUUUUGAAAGUUUUACUAGUAGCACGGGCAAUAAAGAAAUCCCGUUUCAUUACCUGCGAGGACAUGAACAGAGAUAUAGCAAAAUGUUAGUGUUUACUGCCAUGAGUAAGCGCUAAACGUAUAUUUCAUAAAACCAGAAAACAUAAACUCCGAGCGCAACACGAUACCACAAUCAUUAUCAUAGUCAGACAAACAUUAUCAUCAUCAUCAUCAUCAUCAUCAUCAUCAUUAUAGGUAUUAUUACUAUUGUUAUUGCACCAUGGACGUUACCAUGUCAGCAGAUUUUUGAAAGCGACGUUUUUUUCAAAAUUUCUUUUUUUCAUAUAACAAAGGAUUUAUUUUUAUUUUUACUGAUUGUAUUUGAGCAUUAACCUUAAUUUAGCAAUAUUUUAUUAUAUUUAUUUUAACUGUAAGUGAAAGCCAGGCUCUUAAAUGAUUGAUUUGAGAAAGAAAUGUGAAUUUAAAAUAACCGAAUAGCAAAUGUUGGGUUAAAAUCUUAACAGAGAGAAUUUAUCUCGGAAUUUCAUAACUUGCGGGUUUUUUUUUGCUUUUUAAGCAUCGUUUUAAGCACAGAUCAAUUUUUCUAUAACGAUUACCUCGAUUUAUGCGCAUUACAAGGAAAAUGGAGAACAAUUUAAAAUUGUGGAUCUAAGAUGGCGCAUGGUUCCAGAUCCUUCUUUAGCAAUGAAUGACGAUUUUGUCGGGCACCUUACAAUUUGAAUGGGUUUACUUAUCCUCCGACCAUGCAGUGUUAUUACAAAGUGCGACAAUUUUAUUACAAAAUGCAACGAUUAUUUCGAAGCGCAACAGAACACGGGUCACAACAUUUUUGUAACAUAAAUUGCAUUUUAAACAUUUGCCGUCAGUAUUAUUCGUCUUAAGGCACACUUUGAAAAACUUUUGUGACAACCAUUCAGCCUGCCAGUAAGUUUUGACUAGUAUGAGUCUGACACAUUUUCCAUGCAUUAUCGGUGAUGACAAUUCUUUCAGCCACAGGGUCCUCCUUUUGUACAACGGCUUGGCCGUGCGUCUUCUUGUACGAUCGGAGAUCAGACGUAUCCAGAAAGAUAAAUGUUUGUUCCACCGUCCCUUUGAAAUUUACUAAUGGAAAAGCCCUGCAGGGGAAGACAUCAACAACAACAAUGGGCUUUAUUUGCAUGACCAUACAAGUACAUACAGUAUGGCGAAAGCUAUGUUAAGAACUAAAAUUGCAUCAUAGGGCAACUACGCUACUCUGGUAAUAAUUUGCCGCGAAGAUCAAAGCAAGCUGAAAUAUAUUCUGUGAAUUGUAUACUGAUAAAGUAAUUAGAGGAGUUCAUAUGUUCAUUGAUCAAAGCUUUUAUAGGUAAAUGGGUAAUAUUUGAAAUCAGACUCUUGACUUGAUUGUAAAGUUUAUUCCUAAUCACAGAGUGUAUAGGACAGCGAAAACGAAAGUGAACUUCGUCUUGUAUUAGAUUGGAUCCACAAAAGGGGCAAUGCCUGUUAUCUUUCGUAGUUUGGUUGUAUUUACCUAUAUCUAUCAUUAGUUUGUGAUCGCUUUUUCUUAGUUUUACUAAUAGAGCCCUUCUCCCAGCUGUUGCUCUUGUUAAGUCUAAAUAAUUAAAAGCUAAAUGGUAUGAUCAGCUUCAAAAGAUCUUUAAAGUUCAAGUUUUUGAGAAUGUUGAAAGGUACUUUGCCAAUAUGACAUAUAUUCCUAUUUCAUUGAACUUACAUAGUGAAGUUAGUUGCAGCUUAUGAUACUCCAAUUCAUGAGGAUUUGAGAGUGAUUCAUUAUUUGUUACACUAAGGCUCUUGAUUACACACAUUAUAUACCACUUUCUUGCUCUCCGUGAUUUACUAACCCACCAUCUUUUCCUACAAAUUACCAUUUUACAGUUGUGGGCUUUAAUUUGUACCCUAGACUUGGAAUGAGUGUGAGGCUGAGGAUACAUGAAAACCUCCUCUGUUUUCUUAUGUAAAUUAUGUUUGAAAAAUUAUUAUACUAGUUAGCAUAAGAAAACAAGAUUUAGAUAAAGAAGCAGAAAUGUUAUAGUUAUAUCAAAACAAGGUCCACUCCAGCCUCGUUUCCAUCCAUAACUGUAAAAUGGUCUAUUGAACUCGACGGAGCUACAGUGAUCUCUAAUUGUUUGUGUUUUGUUUUUUGUCUCUUCAGGGUCUGCUGGUUAUCAAUAUUCGACAAAUACCUUCUUAUACUCACUGAAAAACUACUACGGUUAUGGAUAUUUCAAAAAUGACAUAAGCCGCAACUAUCAAUACGCCACGUACAGCAACUAUAACUAUUUUCCAACUUUUGGUGGCUAUGAAAUCUACAUUGCAGAUAAUGCAGGAUACAAUACUAAUUCUCGCUUCGCUGUUUGUCAGGAGUACCGCGGUUCGUAUUGUGACAAUUCUGCCUGGGUUGGAACACAAUAUUUUUCUCCAGAUGAGUUGGAGGUUUAUUACGAAGUCCUUGCUUGA
This is a messenger RNA of Porites lobata, 26096 nucleotides long. The record is from the annotation of a GenBank genome assembly. NCBI's taxonomy places the organism in Eukaryota, Metazoa, Cnidaria, Anthozoa, Scleractinia, Poritidae.